AUGUCGCCAUCCGCCACCACGUCUACCCCAACUGGCCAGUCCAUCUUGAACACGGCAAAAACACAGGACGGCGAAGUGAAGCGUAUUCGCAAAAUUCCCGAAUUCUCUACUAAAGAAGCUACAAGACAAUGGCAGCUCAAACAAAUGGCGGGGGCAUUCCGUAUCUUUGCUAAGCUCGGAUACGCAGAUGGAAGCAGUGGGCAUAUCAGUCUGAGAGAUCCGGUUCAACCAGAUACUUUCUGGAUCAAUCCAUAUGGCGUUCACUUCGGGUUACUGACUGUCUCCGACAUGGUUCAUAUUGAUGAGAGCGGCAAUCGUAUCGGAGGCGCAGAAAAGCCCGUCAACACAGCUGGGUUUAUUAUCCACGCUGCAAUUCAUAAACAACGUCCGGAUAUUAAUGCCGCCUGCCAUCUUCACAGCCCUUACGGCCGUGCCUGGUCAACCUUUGGCAAGUCCAUCGACAUGCUCAGCCAGGACAGUUGCAUGUUCUACAACGAUCUAGCAGUUUACGCCAACUUCGGAGGCGUCGUCUUUGCUCAAGAGGAAGGCAAUCGACUGGCCGUCGCUUUGGGUACUACCAAGAAGAACAUCAUUUUGCAGAAUCACGGGCUUCUGACUUCAGGGGGCACGAUUGGUGAAGCAGCGGCUUUCUUUAUUGCUCUGGAACGAGCAUGCCAAGCGCAAUUGCUUGUAGAAGCGGCUAUGGCUCCUAAUGGUUCGCAACUCAAGAAAAAUCUGGUGAGCGAUGAAGAAGCGCAGUAUACAAAGGAUAAUACCGGAAGCCCCGAGGCGAUGUAUAUGCAGUUUGAGCCUGAGUAUCAGAUGAUCUUAAAGGAGUCGAAGGGUGAUUUCUUGCAGUAG
Messenger RNA from Fusarium sp. VM40, 861 nucleotides. The record is from the annotation of a GenBank genome assembly. Lineage: Eukaryota; Fungi; Ascomycota; Sordariomycetes; Hypocreales; Nectriaceae.